This is a messenger RNA of Quercus lobata, 1219 nucleotides long. RefSeq names its product glyoxalase II 3 (gene GLY3). Lineage: Eukaryota; Viridiplantae; Streptophyta; Magnoliopsida; Fagales; Fagaceae. The transcript has 10 exons. Gene Ontology annotation, molecular function: sulfur dioxygenase activity. The coding region runs from base 124 to 1008 and encodes 294 amino acids. The record is from RefSeq and is a predicted model, not a curated record. Gene Ontology annotation, cellular component: mitochondrion. Gene Ontology annotation, biological process: glutathione metabolic process; hydrogen sulfide metabolic process.
AACAACUAAAUAAAAUGCUGACGGAGAAACAGAUCAACAUGUCCAAUUCUGAAUCGAUCUGAUCGCCAUAAUUAAACCUUACGCAUUUUACAAAACUACAAAUACACACACAAAUUAACAACAAUGCUUCGUAUCAGUCUCCUUCGCGUCUCUCUUCCUUGCUCUUCUUCUCCAAUCUUCAGUCUCUCACAGUCUCACCUUCACUCCAAGCUCAGACCCCAAGCCAUGGCUUACACCACUUCGUCUCAAAACAACAACAAGCUCUUGUUCCGCCAGCUCUUCGAGAAAGAAUCCUCCACCUACACCUACUUGCUUGCCGACGUGUCUCACCCUGACAAACCCGCUCUGUUGAUUGACCCAGUUGAUAAAACAGUGGAGAGAGACCUUACCCUUGUAAAAGAGCUUGGAUUGAAGCUAAUUUAUGCCAUGAACACACAUGUUCAUGCUGAUCAUGUCACUGGUACUGGCCUCAUCAAGACUAAGGUUCCUGGAGUGAAAUCUGUCAUUUCAAAAGUGAGCAAUUCGAAGGCGGAUGUUCUGAUUGAAGCUGAUGAUAAAAUUCGUUUUGGUGAUCUGUUUUUGGAGGUUCGUCCUACUCCUGGACAUACGUUGGGUUGUAUUACUUAUGUUACAGGGGAUGGGCCUGAUCAGCCUCAACCAAGGAUGGCUUUCACUGGGGACGCCUUACUGAUUCGUGGAUGUGGGAGAACUGAUUUUCAGGGUGGAAGUUCGCUUCAACUCUACAAGUCAGUGCACUCACAGAUUUUUACAUUGCCCAAGGAUACGCUGAUCUAUCCUGCCCAUGAUUACAAGGGCUUCACUGUUAGCACAGUGGGGGAGGAGAUGCUUUAUAAUCCUAGGCUCACAAAGGAUGAGGAAGGAUUCAAGAAUAUAAUGGAAAAUCUUAACCUUUCUUAUCCAAAAAUGAUUGACAUUGCUGUCCCUGCAAAUAUGGUUUGUGGGUUGCAAGAUUUGGCUGCGAUGCCAGUUGAGGCCACGUCAAACUAGAUCUGGUCAGAAAAAGAGGGCUUUUUCAGAGCCACAGAUCCACUCAAUGUAAAACUAUAAUUUGGUAGAGCUAUGCAUUCUGCAGACCAGAGAGUCGCUACUAAAAAUCUAUUGGUAAAUGUAACUAUGUACAUGUGAUGUAUGUGACGCUACUAAGGCUCUUUCAUAUAUUUUACACAUUCAGUAAUAAGUAAGGUCCUCGGUACUUCAA